Herpailurus yagouaroundi (jaguarundi) is the source of this 2334-nucleotide messenger RNA. RefSeq names its product F-box and WD repeat domain containing 9 (gene FBXW9). The transcript has 10 exons. The record is from RefSeq and is a predicted model, not a curated record. The coding region runs from base 623 to 2026 and encodes 467 amino acids. Gene Ontology annotation, molecular function: protein binding. NCBI's taxonomy places the organism in Eukaryota, Metazoa, Chordata, Mammalia, Carnivora, Felidae.
UCUCUCUCUCUCUCUCUGUCUCAAAGAUAAAUGAACAUUUAAAAAAAGAGUGAGGCAGAGAAAAACAGCAAGUGCUCUGGGAUAUUUAUAUGGCUCGGUUAACACCGCCUGGCUCAAAAGAGGCUUUCAGUAAGUAAGAGAGAAAUAACGAUUAUAGGGAAUUCAGAGAUUUGUUUCACCGAGGACUCUGCAGUACAACUGCACCUUUCUGGCUCCGGAAGGAGAGACAGGAGUUGAAGUCCCUAUAAAAGCCCCAGACUUUGAACUCAGAAGAGAGACUGCAUUUCUAAGCCCAGUGUCUCCUGUGAGCGAUGCCUUUGGCCGAGCCGCGUCAAACCGGAGUCGGCUGGCCGUCUGUAUCAGGACCGCCACAGAUGCCUGUUUAACAAACGCUGGGAGCAGGAAUCUACAUUUUCCAGCCCAGGGCCCACGGGGCUGUACCGUGGGAGCCCUCAAAAACAGUGGGGUCCUACGGUCCGGCCGGUUUCCGCGCGCGCCACUCGCUUCCGGUUGGCGCUGCAACAUCAUUAAGCGGCGCCGGAAGUGCCUUCGCGCUGCCUAGGAGACGGGACGCGGGGCCGUCGGCUGACAGGGCCGGGCUGGCCGCGCCCACUCGGUCGCCAUGGAGCUUCCCCCAGGGCCUCGCGACGAUCCCCGCGCCUGGGACGAUGACUCGGACCCGGAGCCUGAGCCCGACCCCGACGCGCAGGCCGAGGCUUACGUGGCCCGCGUGCUCAGCCCGCCGAAAGUCGGGCAGGCGCUCCCGCGCGCGCCUUUGCUGUCGGCUCCGGUCGCGUCCCCUGGCGCCCUGGAGCCGCGGGCGGCGUCCAAGGGUCCGCCCGUGGGCGUCCCGGGCCUGCUGAGCCUUCCUCCGGAGCUGCUGCUCGAGAUCUGCGCCUACCUAGACGCGCGUCUGGUGCUCCACGUCCUGCCGCGCGUGUGCCACACGCUGCGCGACCUCGUGCGUGACCAUGUCACCUGGAGACUACGCGCGCAGCGCCGCGUACGAGCGCCCUACCCAGUGGUGGAAGAGGAGGACUUUGACUGGCCGACGGCCUGCAUUGAGCUGGAGCAACACCUGUCGCGCUGGGCCGAGGACGGGCGCUGGGCUGAGUACUUCUGCCUGGCCGACGGACACUUUGCUUCCAUCGACUCCGUGCUGCUGCUCCAGGGUGGGACGCUUUGUCUGUCAGGCUCCCGAGAUCGCAACGUCAACCUGUGGGACCUGCGGCAGCUCGGGGUGGAGCCCAGCCGAGUUCUAGUCAAGGCCCUGGGCACCCAGAAGAACAGCACCCACAAGGGGGAUGAUCGCAGGUCUGGUCCACAGGGCUGGGUGUGGUCGCUGGCAGCGCUGGACCACCGCGUGUGCUCCGGUUCCUGGGACAGCACGGUGAAGCUCUGGGACAUGGCGGCAGACGGGCAGCAGUUUGGCGAGAUAAAAGGCAAGGCGGCCGUGCUGUGUUUGUCCUACCGGCCUGACAUCCUGGUGACUGGCACCUAUGACAAGAAGGUGACCGUCUACGACCCCAGAGCGGGCCCGGCGCUGCUGAAGAGCAGGCGGCUGCACUCCAGCGCGGUGCUGGCGCUGCUGGCGGAUGACCGUCACAUCAUCUCGGGCAGCGAGGACCACACACUCGUGGUGUUCGACCGCCGGGCCAACAGCGUCCUGCAGCGACUGCAGCUGGAUUCCUACCUGCUCUGCAUGUCCUACCGGGAGCCCCAGCUCUGGGCUGGUGACAACCAGGGCCUGCUGCACGUCUUCGCCAACCACAGUGGCUGCUUCCAACUCGUCCGGUCCUUUGACGUGGGCCACAGGUCUCAGAUCACAGGCAUCAAACACUCACUGGGGGCCUUGUACACCACGUCCACCGACAAGACCAUCCGGGUGCACGUGCCCACGGAUCCACCGAGGACCAUCUGCACCCGAAGCCACAACAAUGUGCUAAACGGGAUUUGUGCCGAGGGCAACCUGGUGGUAGCUGCCUCUGGGGGUCUAUCGCUGGAGGUCUGGCGGCUGCAGGCCUGAGCAGGCGGACGUGGAUGUGGAUGUGGGUCUGCCGGCCCGCAGGCUGGGCCAGGGCUUCUGUUCUCGGGGGACCUUCCCCCACGCCGGUGCCGCCUCCGCCCUGUCCCGAAGGCCUGGGGCCCAAGGAGUCCGGGCCACAGUUAGGCAGUGUCCCUGGGCUGCGCCCCACGCCAGGGAAGGUGAGGUUGCCGUUCAGGCCCACCCAGGGGACUGCCUGCUCCCCUCCCUUGGGCCCAGUUUUUGUUACGGUUUGGACACCUGCUCUCCCUGGAGAGCAAAGGAGAAAUAAACCUGAUGUACUGGUGUCA